Molecule: messenger RNA, 1623 nt
Organism: Nicotiana tabacum (common tobacco)
Lineage: Eukaryota; Viridiplantae; Streptophyta; Magnoliopsida; Solanales; Solanaceae
Source: RefSeq, a predicted model, not a curated record
AUGGAUAGAUUUCUCACCAAGCCGAAAAAUGGUGAGCCAAGUUCUAGUACUACUCGGCCAUGCGUGAGUUCACAAAUAGCUCCGGAAGUUCAAUGGGUGACAAAUCCUUCUCUACAUUCAAAUGUGGAUAAAGUGCUUGAUUUGAAAUCUUUUGAACCGGAUCCCAAAGAAAGAAUGCCAAUCUCGGAUUAUGGUCCUAAUAUUCGAGAUGAAAAUGAACUUGAAAGUCGUGAAAAUGCAGGGGAUGCAUUUACAAAAGAUGGUUUUAGGGGAUGGAACAAGGGUGUAGAAAGAUUCAAAGCACAUGUUAGUGAAGUAAAUAGUAUCCAUCACAAAUGCUUCAAUAAGAUGCUAGAUUUGAAAAAUCAACGUCAAUCGAUUCAAUCUUCUUUUGAUAAGCAGAGUGAAAAAGUAAAAAGUGAUUACCGGAUGCGGUUAAAUGCCUCAAUUGAUGUGGCAAGGUUUCUUUUAAGAUCGGGAUUUCUAUUUCGUGGACAUGAUGAAAGUGAAGAAUCUGAAUAUAAAUAUGGCUUUCUUGAACUUUUGGAAUGGCAUGGAGAUCAGCAUCCGGAUAUGGGAAGAGUAAUAUUACGUCAUGCUCCACAAAAUGAUAUGAUAAUUUGUCCAACAAUUCAAAAAGAGAUUGUGGAGGCUUGUGCUAAAGAAACAACUAAAGUUAUCAUUGAAGAUUUGGAUGGUGAUUAUUUUGCAAUAUUGGUUGAUAAAUCAAAGGACGUCUCACAUGGGGAGCAAAUGGCCUUAAUUUUGCAAUAUGUCAACAAAAGUGGAAUGGUGAUAGAGCGAUUCUUGGGUAUUGUCCACGUGAGUGAUACUUCUUCCUCAUCAUUACAAAAAGCAAUUUAUUCUUUGCUUUUGGAUCAUUCUUUAAGUAAAUCCAAGAUACGUGGACAGGGUUAUGAUGGAGCUAAUAUGCAAGGAAAAAUAAAUGGUCUCAAGUCUUUAAUUUUGCAAAAUACUCCCUCUGCAUAUUGUAUUCACCGUUUUGCUCAUCAAUUGCAACUAGCACUUGUAGCUCUUUCUAAAAAGCAUUUGGAUGUGGAUAAUUUCUUUUAUGUUGUGACUAUUGUUUUGAAUACCAUUGGAUCUUCAUUUAAGUGCAUGGAGUCACUUCAACAACAUCAAGCAGAUAAGUUGGAAGAGUUGCUUAAAUUUGGAGAAGUCUUUACGGGGCAAGUUAUUGAUUUGGAAUUUCAAGAGCUUAAUGAUCGUUUUGAUGUUGUGACUACUGACUUACUACUUGGUAUGGCCAAUUUGAGUCCGGUUGAUUCAUUUGAUUAUUUUGAUAAGGAUAAGAUAAUGAAGUUGGAAGAGUAUUAUCCAAGUGAGUUUGGUAAUAACAAGCAUCGAGAACUCGGUUUCCAACUUGAUAGUUUCAUUGUCUAUGCUCAAAAGUGUGAUAGCAGAUUUCUUAACCUAAAGGGAAUUAAGAAUUUUGCUAGAGUGAUGAUAGAGACAAAAUUGGAUCUUACUUGGACACUUAUUUAUUUUCUUGUGAAGUUGACUUUGCUUAUACCUGUUGCUACCGCAAGCGUGGAAAGAGCAUUCUCAUCAAUGAAGUGCAUCAAAGAUGAUUUACGUAAUAGGAUGGAUAAUGAUUUUUAA